Engraulis encrasicolus (European anchovy) is the source of this 4880-nucleotide messenger RNA. Its product is annotated as transcription initiation factor TFIID subunit 3-like. Lineage: Eukaryota; Metazoa; Chordata; Actinopteri; Clupeiformes; Engraulidae. Bases 196 to 3177 code for a protein of 993 amino acids. Gene Ontology annotation, biological process: positive regulation of transcription by RNA polymerase II. The transcript is spliced from 7 exons. Gene Ontology annotation, cellular component: transcription factor TFIID complex. Gene Ontology annotation, molecular function: transcription factor binding; p53 binding; protein heterodimerization activity. The record is from RefSeq and is a predicted model, not a curated record.
AUGAGUUCGUCGUGGGGAACAAGAUGGCGUUCCUGUCAAUAGUCUCAGCUAGAACUUACCAUUAGAUGUCAAUAGUUUGACACAGUCAAUUUUUUUUAAAACCUUGGACAACACUAUUUUGCACAUGUCUGGGCAGCCAGAAUCAUGACAACCACAGUGACUUUUGUGGACUAAAACCUUCCAGGAACCAGCGAAAUGUGCGACAGCUAUGCCCGCUCUCUGCUUCGUGUGUCGGUGGCGCAGAUCUGUCAAGCCCUUGGCUGGGACGCUGUUCAGCUAACAGCAUGUGAUCUUCUAUCUGACGUGUUGGACCGCUACAUUCAGCAGUUGGCAAGAGGUUGCCAUCGUUAUUCUGAACUCUAUGGAAGGACAGACCCCGUGCUGGACGAUGUGGGUCAGGCCUUCAAACUGUUUGGCAUUAACCUCAACGAACUGGAAGAUUAUGUCCAUAACUUGGAACCGGUUGGAUUUGCCCACCAAACGCCUCUUUUCCCAGUCAGCAAAAACAAUGUCCUACAGUUCCCACAACCGGACACUCGAGACAAGGAGGAGAGGAAGGAGUAUAUCCCCGACUACAUGCCACCAUUGGUCUCUUUGCAGGAAGAAGAGGAGGAGGAGGAAAGUGUGCUGGCGGACAUGGGCACGUCAGCCGAAGCUAUGCAAGUACCUUUAGAUGAGGACGAAGACGAGGAGGAGGAGGAGGAGGAGGCAGGCGAAGACGUCAACGACGAGAACCACCCGCUGAAGAGGCCCAUGCUGAGUCCUGAUGCCAACAUGGGCAUGGUGCCCACCAGCAAGAGGCCCCGGCUCUCCUCCGGCUUCAGCCCCGAGUGGGCAGGCGAGCCUCGGGAGCCCCUCAGCUCCAUCAACCCCCAGCGCGUCCCUCCUUCCUCCUCCAUGAUGAUGAUGAUGGACGGGAUGGGAUCCCGAGCGUCGUCGUCACCGGAGAUGCCGCCGCUGUUGCCCAAUCCCGGCUUCAGGCCGCUGCCCAUGAUGCCCAGGCAGGCAGACAUCAAGGUCUCCUGCGCAGCCAACAGAAAGCCGAGCGUCUCCUCUCCUGGAAGGCAGAGGGCGAGGUCGCCAAAAGGGGGCAGCAUUGGACCCUCCUCGGCAGGGAGUCCCAUAUGCUCGCCCAAAGCCUUCUCCAAGGAGAAGAGGAAAUCACCAGCUCAAGCUAAAAGUCCAAAAAGCCCCAAAACCUUGUCGUCUUCCUCGUCCACCUCCAGACCUGGCCUGGAGAAAGUGCCUCACAUGCCCGGGAAGAGCAGUGACCCUCUACUGCAGAGGGCUCCUCUCGCCAGCCUGAGUGAGCGGAUGGGGAAGGAGAACGUCCACAUCCGACAUAUGCACAACCUGGAGUCGGAGAGCAGGCAGCAGCAGCAGCUCGGGGAAUCGCCACAUCUCAGGAAGCCGGAGCCGCCCGACCACACCAUCGACGACUCCAUCGACGACUCCAUCGACGCGGUGAUCGCCAGGGCCUGUGCGGAGCGCAUCGAACCCGACCCCUUCGCCUACACGUCGGCCGACUCUGAGGACUCGGAGAGCGAUAGCGCCUCCAGUCCGAGACGGCUGACCAUCUCGGAGGCGGUGACGCCCAAGACGGCCAAGCUGGGAGCCAGUGUCGCGUACGACACGUCCACACCCUACUCAGGAUCUGCCGUCGGCGGAGGUGGCGUGCCGAGGGGCGCGUGGACCAUGGACGACUCUAUCGACGAGGUCAUUCGCCGCGCAAAUCAGGGAAGUUCGUCCGGGACGGGCCUGGACUCGUCUUAUCUCUCGUCAGGGUCCGAGUCGCCUCCCACGCCCGAGCCUCUGAUGAAGCUGUUUGAGGACAAGCACAACAAGCUGGCGUCUGUGUCGGCUGACGUGAAGAAGAAGCUGAAGAAGGAGCUGAAGACCAAGCUGAAGAAGAAAGAGAAAGAGAAGCCCAAGGAGAAAGAGAAAGAGCGAGACAAGGACAAGAGCAAGGUGAAGGAGAAGAGCCGCGACAAGAGCCGCGACAAGAGCAAGGAGCCGUUCCACAAGGAGGCCUCCAAAAUGCCCUGGAAGGACUUCUCCCUGCGGGGAGACGAGCCCAGGGAACAACACUUCAAGAUACGUGACCUCAGCCUACUACCCGAGAUGCCCCCGAAGUCAUCCAAAUCCAAAGAUGCCAUGGAGAGCAGCUUCCGGAAGGACAAGGAAAAGCACAGAGACAAGAAGAAGGAGAAGGACAAGGCCAAAAAGGACAAAGACGGCAAGCGGGAGAAGAGCAAGGACCGGGGGAAAGAGGAGAAGAAGCUGUCGGCAGCGGCCCUCACGCCGUUCGGCCAGGCGGACGCCUUCUCUCUCUUCAGUCCAGCCAGCUGUCUGCGCAUCCCCUCCAUGCUGCCCUCCCUCGCCCCCAUCCUGCCCGAACGGGACGCCGGCGGCAAAGGCAGCAAGGAGAAGGACCGGAAGAAAGACAAGAAGGAAAAGAAGAAGAAGAAGGAGAAGGAAAAGGAGCGCGAGCGUGCCAAAGAGAAGGAGAGGGAGAAGGAGGAGAAGAGGAAGGAGAGGGAGAAGGAGAAGGAGAAGGAGAAACGAGAGAAGGAAAGAGAGAGGGAGAGAGAAAAGGAGAGGGAGAGGCUUAAGCUGGAAAAGAUGAAGAUGGAGCCUCCUGCGGCCGUGCCAUCUCCAGUCAUCCCCAGACUGACUCUCAGGGUGGGAGGCCAGGACAAGAUUGUCAUCAGCAAGGCCAAUCCCGACGCCGCCGUCCCCAAGCCUCCACAGCCCAAGACGCAGAGUGCGAAGGCAGCCCAUCCUCUGCCCCCCAUCCUGUCCCCCGCAGUCCCACUCCUGCCCCCCGCCCUGCUCCCACCCGUUCUCUCUGCACCUGUUGCACCCCCGCCUCUGCCCCCCGCCCUCUCGCACUCCGCUACCUCCUCCAAGGCCCCCGUCUGCAGCGUUGUCACCGAGACCGUCAGCGCCUACGUGGUUCGUGAUGAGUGGGGAAACAAAAUCUGGAUUUGUCCUGGGUGCAAUAAGCCGGACGACGGCAGUCCCAUGAUCGGAUGCGAUGACUGCGAUGACUGGUACCACUGGCCCUGUGUGGGAAUGACGACCGCUCCACCCGAGGAUGACCAGUGGUUCUGCGUCAAUUGUGCCAGUAAGAAAAAGGACAAAAAACACAAGAAAAGGAAACACAAAGUGCAUUGAAACUGGGGCUGAUAUUUUCUUUUAUGGCAGUCGCAAGCAUUUUUCGUCUCUAAGUGUUUCUCAAAACAUAACCUUUAGAAGAGAGUUUACCGAACUAAACUUGAAAGAAAUGUUCAAACUACUGUUGUCUGGAUUGGAUUGACCGUGGCUUCUCCUUUAAUCAUGUUGAAACCCAGUCUAUCCGCCAUAGCACCUUAACUGGGACAAUAUGGAAGAAAUGAACGGUAUGGGUGUUUGCAAUAUAAAGGCAUCAGAAUAAAUUAUGUUUUUUUUUCCUUUUUAGAGUUACGUUUGCUAAACUGCAAAAAAUGUCCGUUAGACUUAUUUCAGUGUACUUUUCCCACCUUGGAUGAAAAUUUGCAUGAAGGUAGACACUGAGGUACGCUGAGGGUAGGUCUCUGUGGUAAGCCUCCAGACCUCUAUGGCAAGUCUGUUUCAUGUCGCUUGAGAAGAUUGACUUGCUAGUGAGUUUCAACUUUAUCAGCUGGCAAUUUUUUUAAAUUGAGUUAAUUUUUGUUUGUUCUGUAAUUAUUGUACAUUUUUUGAAAUUAGUUUGUAUUUUCAUUUUUCCUCAAACAUAUUUUCCGUAUGCUUUCAGCAUAUUUUAUUUGCCCAAAUUAAUGUAUUAUUGACUAACAGAUCCAGAGUUUAUUAUUAUAUAGUUUGGGCGGUGUGUCUGCAUGAAAUGAUUAGAAAUUAUAUUUGUGCUGAAAUUAAACCUCCUAACAGUCGCUGACAAUCCCGGGACAAUGAAAUCCUGCACUGACUGCUCCUUUCAAAGUUGCAGUGAAUGUUUUGUGUCCACAAUAUUAUAUUUAUAUAUUUCUUUGUUUUUUUAUUGAUAUACCCGAAUAGAAAUUGUUGAGUAAUUUUAACAGGACAAAUUAGAGAAGCUUCUAUAAAGGAGGAGUGUGCACACAGAUGAUAAAGAUUUAUAUUUAAAAGAAGUUUAUGAAUGUAUGAACUUGAAUAAAAGUCUUCUCCCUUGUCAAUAUUAUUCUGAUUUCGAUCCACUUUGGAAAUUGUGUUAACUCUGUCGAGCUAAAGAUGUGAUAUACAGUAUGUUUCGUAAGUGAGUACGCCCCUCACAUUUUUGCAGAUUCAUGAGUAUAUCUUUUCAUAGGAGGGCAUUAAAGAAAUUUCACUUUGACACAAUGAUUAGUGACCUUUUAACAAUAUAUAUAACUGCUUUAAUUUCUUGUUCACUCAGAAAAAAAAUAUAUAGCCAUUAAUGUUUGAACAUUGCCCACAAAAGUGAGUACACCCCAGAUUAAAAUCUGGUGGAGAAGGGGCAGUGUUGGCUCGAAUCGUCUCGAUAUGAAAAGGGAUUAAAAGGGAGGUCAUUGGUGUUUCAACCUUUCUUUACAUUGAACUUUUACAUGACACUCUCCAUAGGAUUUCAUUCAAAUCUCACACCAAUCUAUUUAAGCCAGGUGCCGACUCAAAAUGUAAAAGUUCAAAAUGUAAAAGUAGCGAAUGCAAGAAGAAAAAGAGAGGCACCCAGAAAAGCAAAUGUACCUGUAAGAAAAAUGAAGGUUAUUAUUUUCUUGUGACAAUACAGGAUGAAAUGGAAAAGUAAAAUUCCAAUGAAGUAGCAGCGCUGAUUGGUUUGUUACGAGAUCAGUCUGUCUUUAAAUCAUACUCGGCUGCUGACAGCCUUGGUUGAGCCCAGGACAAAUAAAACAUGAGAAAAUGUGUUUCAA